Oryzias latipes (Japanese medaka) is the source of this 5044-nucleotide messenger RNA. RefSeq names its product Rho GTPase activating protein 36 (gene arhgap36). The record is from RefSeq and is a predicted model, not a curated record. Lineage: Eukaryota; Metazoa; Chordata; Actinopteri; Beloniformes; Adrianichthyidae. Gene Ontology annotation, biological process: signal transduction.
GAGUCCGGUUUUAAUGGUAGAUGUUCUUCAGUGAAGCUUGGAGGCAGUGGAGUCCUCCAGUGUCUGGGACCUUUGUUCUUCUUGGUUCAUCUUAAAUAAAAGCUUCUCAUGCUAGUUACAUGUAAAUGUAGAUGAUCCCACAUGUGAACUGAGGUCAGGGGGGUCUGCUCAGGUUUGGGAGCAGCAUGUUGUCAGCAUGUGACAGGUUGACCAAACUGGACUUCCUCCUUUGUGUUUUCCUCCAAUGAAACCUCUUGCUUCCUCCAGGACUUCCUCUCUCUGUCCUUUUUAUAGAGCUUUGAUCCUGUUGUUUUAAUCCUCCUCCUACUCCCUCCCUCCCUCCUUCGUUCCCUCUUUUUAUCCCUCUUUCUCUUCCUUCCUUUUCUCCCUCAAACCUCCUUCCUUCUGGGCUUCCUGUUUCCUGCCAGUCACCCCUCCUCCUGUCUUCUUUUUCUGUCUUUUUCUCCUCACUCUGAACUGUCCAUCCCUCUUCCUUUCAUUCAGUCAAGUCUUCUUUUCUUUCAUCCAGUGUUUUUCUUGUUUGUGUUUCAAUCUUUUUGAGUCUUCCUUUUUUUAUUUCCUACUUUUCCCACUCAUCUUUCCUACAGCAUUGAUGCAACUACUCUUCCUCUUGUACUCCUCUUCUUCACUAGGUGCUUCUCUUAUCCUCUGGUUGUUUUUUUUUUGUUUUUUUUUUCACAUUCCUGCCCUCUCAAGUCUUCUUUAAUUCCUUCUUCCCUCCUUCUUGUUUUCCACUUACUCCUUCUGAUCCCCCUUUUUCCCUUUAGGAUGUCACCUCUUUGACUUGCUUUCCACUUCUCUCCUUCUUACCUGCAUUCUUUCCUCCUUGUUGUUUUUGUUUUAUAGGUCCAGAUCGUCAUUGUAACCGAGAAUUUCUUCUUAAUUGACUUACCUGGUUAAGCAAAGGGUAAUUCAAUAAAAAAACAUUCUUAUCUCCUUAAUUCUUCUCUUCUGUUAGUCUCCUAUGUCUUCCUAUUUUUUUCUAGUUAUUUUCUCUUUAUUACUUUCCAUUUUUCCCUCCUCCUCCUCAUCCCUCUCAACGCCCUCAGUCCUACUCAGAACCUCGGUCCUCCCCUUCUCUUUAGUCUGUCUCACUUAGAUCCGUUUGUUCAUUCGAGCAAAGUCUGGAUCGUGAAGAGCUGCUGGGAUUUUAACUGAGAACUGGAGCCUUUAUACAGGGAAACCACACGUGGGCAACAAUGCUGGGUCAGAAUGUGCGCUUACAGCCAGUUCCCAUCCAAAGUCUGUCAGAACUGGAGAGAGCCAGACUACAGGAAGUGGCCCUGUACCACCUGGAGGAGAGGGAGCUGGAGUUCAAGAUCAGCAUCCCUAAAGAAACACGCAAGAGAAGAAAGUCUCUGCGCAGGAGGUUUGACUCCUUUUCAAAGGAAAAAAAGGAACGAGAAUCUGCCCCCAAAGCCUUUAGCAUCCCCCUCUCCCAGGUCAUCGCCAACGACAGGGCGUACAAGCUGCAGCAGGACGCCCUGAAAGAGAGCAGACGCGACUGCCUGGACCUGGAGGCCAGCAUUCUGCGCUUCAGGGCUGAAAAGAGGCAGUUCUUCAAUGGGAACAAAGCACUGGUUGGCUCUGCGUCUCUCACUUCAGGCCUGUCCUCACCGUCAGCAAACUCUGUGGCGCCGGCGCCAAUGUUGGACGCUCAGAGCCAAUCCCUGUCGCCCACACUUCAGGACAACACCAGUAGAGGACAGAGGAGGGGAGGCCUGUCGGUGGACUCCAUCUCUGACCUGGUGGAGAGUCAGUCCCGGCUGCUGGAGGCGCUGCAGCUCUCCCACCCAGCUGAGCUGGAGCUGAGGAAGUCUGCAGCAGAGGGCAGGACUCAGAACAAGCUCAGCCUGAACCCCAUCUACAGACAAGUGCCACGUGUGCUGGAGAGGUGCUGCUCGCACAUCCAGACCUACGGUCUUCAAACUGUGGGUAUUUUCCGGGUCGGGAGUUCCAGAAAGAGGGUGAGACAGCUGCGGGAAGACUUCGACAGGGGGGUGGAUGUGCUGCUGGAUGAGGAGCACAGCGUGCAUGAUGUGGCUGCACUGCUGAAGGAGUUCCUGAGGGACAUGCCGGACCCGCUGCUGCCGCGGGAGCUGUACCCCGCCUUUCUGCACGCCAACACACUAAGAGAUACAGACCAGCUGCAGUACCUGCAGCACCUCCUCUACCUGCUCCCCCCCUGCAACUGUGACACGCUGUUGCGCCUCCUUUCCCUGCUGAGCACAGUGCAGAGCUUUGCUCAGGACAGCAUUGGAACCAACGAGGAGGAGAUUCCAGGAAACAAGAUGACAGCCGCCAACCUGGCUGUGAUUUUUGGGCCCAACCUGCUUCAGCGGGAGCGAGGAGGAGGGGGGGACGUGAGUCCUCAGGCGCUGGGCAUGGAGGACAGCACAGCCAUCAUCGGCGUGACUCUUAUGCUGAUCCAGAACCACAAGAGGCUCUUCAUGGUGUCUGCAGAACUGCAGCAGGAGGUUCUGAUGAGUCUGAUCCAGACCGACCCGGACGUCAUCGACUACCUGCUGAAGAGGAAGCUCAGUGGAAGUCACCUGACCAUAGAUCCCGACAGCGGGUCGGAGGGGCGCCGGGACACCGGAGUGUCCUUGGAUUCUUUGGGAUUGUCCAGCCAGAGUCAGUCGCCCCUGGAGCCGCCUUCACCGCUAUUUCCACCAGAUGGAAGAGGAGGGGAGAGCAGCCUGAGCAGCGAGGUGUUCCUCAACGUCCUGAAGCUGAACCAGAACAGAAAGGCCCGAUACGGUGAAGUUCCUCCUGGAAAAUCCAUCCGCCACAUGCGUCAGUUCCACUCUCACCACAACCUGCUGAGCCUGUCGCCGUCCUCCCCCUCCUCUGCCUCCUUCUCUAGGCUCCAUAGUCAGGACAGUGACUCCCAGGACCGGCGGGGCGUGCUGGGAUCUUUCAACCUGGGUGGUGGCAGGGGGAGCUGCUCCAGCCUGAGCAGCUCAUCUGAGAGCAGCGUUUGGGUCAGACAGACCCCCCAGGGGGAGAGCAAGCCAGCUCCUGCAGCAAACUUCUGGGACUUCUUCACAGGGAAAGGCUCUGGCUCUGAGACUGUGGUGUGAUGUGGGUGGGGCAGAGUGGGGGCUCCAGGAAGACGGGUGUGCUCCAUAGUAUGCAUUCACACUAGGAGAGGCCUGAAUUCCCAGCUUCAGGUGGCAGGAGCUGGAUGCUCCCACGUCUUUGGCAGCUCACUAAGGCACUAAGGUGAAGCAAAGGAACGCAGGACAGUGAUGUUUACCGCUCCAGUGAAAAUCAUCAGUGAUGAAGCUGAGGGUCCUCAUCCUCAUCAUCAGAGACCGCCAUCAUGAUCCUGUAAAUUCAGCACGUUGGCCUGCAGAAAUGAGACUUCCUCUUCAUCACAGCAGGAUGAGGAGCACUGUGGACCUUCAGCACCACAGCCGGUCAGAGUGUCCAGGAUUCUCCCGCUGCUUUAGUCCGAGCUAACCAGAACUCAAACUGGCUUAAACGUAUCGAGGAUCUGGGUCACAGAAAGGGAAGAGAAGAAAGCUGAACACUGUUUGUGUCCUUCUGCUCUAGCAGUCAACUAAGCAAAUGUGCACAUCCAUGAUGAUGAUGAGGAGGAAGAUUUAUUUGCUAUAAGGGUCAAAAACAGCAAUUUUCAACAGGUAACCAGGCAAAAGCAAAAACCAAGUGACUUCCAACAAGAAGAACGUUUUACACAUUUAUUAAAAUGUACUUAAGCUUUUGAUUGAAGCCAGUAUACCCCCCCCCCCCCUCUAAAAGACUGGGACAGAGGCUGGUUCUGCUGACAGAAUACAUUUGAGUUUGACAUCAAAAGAUGAAAAUCAGAGACUUUCAAGCCAGCUUUAAAUCAAGGCUGUAUCUUAUCUGGUGAAAAGGUGUUUGAUCGGUCAAAGUCAUCAAAUAGAUCUGCUCUGCCAAAGCUCUUGUAAAACGUUGUGACGUCAGCACCCCCUCCUCCAAACGUCGUUUGGCGUGCUCUGGCGGGCUGACAUCUGUAACUUGAGAAACAUGAAGAUUUUGUUUUGCUUUUUUCAGGUUCCAUUGCGUUUGAUUGAAGUUUCUGGAACUUUUCUGCCAUCAUAUAACAUCAUCAGCGAAUGUUACUGAAGAAGCCCAUACCAUUAUAUUACCUCCACCUUGUCACAGAUGAGUCUUUAUAUUUGAGCACAUCCCUUGCAUUUUUCCUUCAAACUCUGGCUGCAUCUUUUUAGACCAGCUGAAGGCUUUUUUUGCUUUUUUGAUCAGCCUGAUAGAGAAGAAUCGAUGGAGGACAAAUGGAAAGAAAAUUAAGCUUCAGAUUGCAUUUCUGAGUAAUUCUUUAUUUCAAUCAUUGUGAAUCAGGAGCAGAUGUUGGAAAAAGAGCUUAUUUGCGAAGUAGAAAAUAUAUUAAGCAGGUCACAAGCUCCAUGCUCCGAGCUCUCAGCAACUGGGAGGGGGAAAGGGGUGGAGUUGCUCCACGCUAACAGACAUCUCAGGCAAAUUUCAAAUAAAAUCCUGCUGCUCUGCAGAAACUAUGUCCUAGAAAACGAUGCAGGUUUUACUUUUUAUUAUUAUCUGACCCGCAUCAGCCAGAUAAGUGCUGUCAGGGUAACGUUACAGGGGGGAAGCUUGUGGAAUUGGACCAAGCACACAGGUUUCUGACUUCCUGACUGCCGUGUUAGGAAGUCUCAUUUACAAUAAUAACUUUCUGAUGAUGAUGGCGAUGAAGGAUGGAGGACCUGAACUUCCUGUUUUUGUGUGUGAUGUGAUGCUGGACGUGUCUUCAGACUCAUUCUCCUCCAUGUUGGCAGAAACCAGACUCUGUGAGGCUGGGGGGCCUCUGUAACUGAAUGCUCGCACCCCUCCAGCAUGAACUCUGUAAGUGUACAGCGUGUUUGUACCACAGAUGUUGAAAAUGAUGAUUCAGCAGAUUUUUAUCAACAGAUUUGGGUUCACCUGUUUUGAAGGUGUGACCUUGAUAUCACUUUUUCACAGGUGAUUAUUGUAAAAAUAAAAAUCUAACUUUCUUGUUAUAUCA